UCGCCCUCGUGAGGUGCAAUUUUAUAUUUCGCAAUCGGCUUAAAAUUUGAAACACGUUUACUGAUGUAGUGUUAUCAAUUAAAAAUGCCUAUUGUAGCUUACUUGUAAGCGUUAUCCUAGCUCAAGUACCUUAGAAUUCCGUAAAGCAUGUCCACUAUUAAAUUCAUUCUGAAGGAUUUAGGUGUUAUGAAGAUAUGGAGUGUCUGGACGCGAAGAUAUAUUGUUAGUACGGUUGUUAGGCGAUGUAUACGUGACCGUGGCUUCAGAGACGUGAUACUGCGUUUCAAACACACGAUAUUACGCCAGCGUAGAACUCUUAUGCUUGCGGCGACUGCCGCAUACAAAAAUCAUUCGGAAACCCCAGGCUGUGAACAGGGGAUCAGUGACGAUGAAAUGCAGACACUGGUAUCGGAGCUGGAGAAUGUGCAGAAUCUGGCCAAGAUGACACUCUACUGUACAAGCUGCGGCAAGAGGCUUGUGAUAGACAAGAAGCAUACAGGAGUGCGGUAUUGUGUGUGCAAAGAUCCUAAGCCCGAGGGGGGUUCAUCCGAAGGCUGGGUGCCCUACAUGGAGACGGAGGACGUUAUAAUAUGGCGCAAGGAAUACAAGCCCGGGAAAGGCCUAUAUGCUUACAAAGUGUACGGCCGGUACCCAGAGGUGCAAGCGAGCGACUUCGCAGCUGUACAAAUAGAUGGUGCUUACCGUCGCGUGUGGGAUUCGGCGGUGGCGGCGUUGGCGGUAGUGCAGACAAAUGUCAGCGGGAUACCGGGCCAAGCUGUCUUGCACUGGGAAGUGCUGUGGCCGAGACUAUUCGCGAACCGUGACUACGUCUACAUAAGGCGGCACAAAGAGUACGAUAUCAAAACCACCUCCCCACCGCCCAUAGCUGUUAUAGACGACAAUCUCGCCUACCCAACGAGCGUCCACGCGAAAGCAAAACGGAAAUCCAUGCAGAGCUACGCGCAAGAGGGUGUCAGAGAGAUAAAGAACAAAGUGUAUAUAAUUUUGAACAAAUCAUGCGAACAUCCCAAAGUGCCUGAAACGAAGCACGCUAUACGUGUGAACGAGUAUUGGAGCCAUAUGGUCGUUAAGACCGUGGAUGGUACUGAAAAGCCGGGAAUGGAGUUUGUCCUCACGUACUACGACGAGCCAGCGGUGGGUGGGAUGCCGGGCGGGGUCGCAGCGUGGGCAAGCAGUCGGGCUGCACCUCUAUAUUUGGAGAGAAUGAGGCGUGCGGCCACCGACUACAGAGCGUGGGCAGCGGAUAGGACCACGCAAGAGUUACCGGAUUUCAUCCCGUUCGGUCCAGACCAGGUUCACAACGAGCAGGCAUUGCAGAGACAAGAGCAGGAUAUGGAGUCAUCCAAACGGGGACCUGACCUAGAGAACGGUGUAACAACGCGCGAUCAAAGCUCACAGACGGACGCCUAUCUACUGCAGAACUAUUUGGCAACAACUAAUAAGGAUGUCGGAGGUGAAUCCAAAGACGUUAAGAAAGUCAACGGAGACCAAAAAGACGUAAAGAAAGACAAUGGAGGCUCGAAAGUCUUCAAACAAGAUGAAAAUCAUCAAGAAGAGAACAUAAAAGAGGUGGAACAAGAGAAAGAUAUUAAACCAGAUUCUGCAGGAGAUGAUAAGAGUGGCAAUGGUGACGUAAAGAAUGUUGAUAAGCGAAAUGGUGAUCAGAGGAGUGAAGGAGAUGGCGAUAAGAAAUCUGUGAAUGGUUAUGAAAAGGAAUCAAAGCACACGCAAGACGGAGAAAAGGAUAGCGAAAAUCCAACGGAAGAGGGAGAGAACAAUGGCGGGUGGUGGCGGUAUCUAUAUCCGUUUUAUUAUUUCGUAUGAUAUACGAAAAAUGGCGUCAGCAUAUACUAGAAACUUUCCUAUCGUCCUGUACGUAGAAACGCAUUUUAUCUAAACUCCAAGUUACCCUGAGCGUAAACUAGCGAGCGACGCCGUGCGACCCGAUACUAGUGCUUGAGACUCGACGCCAUGAGAAUCGACGCCAUGAGACUUAACGCCAUGUGAUUCGACACAUUCGACUCGUCGUCAUGCGACAUGAUAUUUGUGCUACGACGCCAUUCAACUUAAAGCUUUGCAUUUCGACGCCAUGCAUAUCGGAUGUCAUGUGACUACGCUAUACAACUCGAUGCCAAUCGACGCCAUUCUACUUGACGCGGUGCCAUUCGACGCCAUGCAAUUUAGAGUCAUGAUACCUAACACUAGGAUAACGCUCGUGGAAUCGGCUGUACGAUUCAGAAACUCAACAAGGUCGUUUAUAAUACAAAAUUAUCAAUUUGACACUUCCACUCGUCGCAAUUUUUUUAUGGAGAUGACAGUUCCUCAUAAUCUGUCAGAAUCAAUGAUAAAUUAAUAAGGAAUAAUAAGGAAUGGACCACAGAUGCUAUAGUUUAUUACGAUAAUCUGGGGGCAAUAUGCUAUCGAUAUAUAUAGUUAACUAGCUGUCCCGGCGAACUUCGUACCGCGGAUCAUUUUUUUAUAAGGUGUGUUAUAUUUUAAUACUUAUGCUAUUCCGGUCUAAGAGGAAU
Molecule: messenger RNA, 2549 nt
Organism: Pararge aegeria (speckled wood butterfly)
Lineage: Eukaryota; Metazoa; Arthropoda; Insecta; Lepidoptera; Nymphalidae
Exons: 9
Coding region: 148-1845 (565 amino acids)
Molecular function (GO): lipid binding
Source: RefSeq, a predicted model, not a curated record